UUGGUGGUAGCCACAAGGCUAGACAGCUUUUGAAAACAGAAACAACACGGUUAACGAGGAACAACAGCACGUUUGUUGACCAGAAACAUCUGUAACGAAGGAUAGGCUUCUUGAUAGGAUGCGUACCCAAGUGGACGUCUGUCUCAUCUUCAGAUAUCUAUUUCUUUGCGAGGAAAAUCUAAUUCUCUAGCUAACGUUAGCUGGCUAACUACUAGCUAACUCUUGCCAUUUUGACCUCGGUUCUGGAACGUUGUCUGCCACGGUUGUGAUCACAUUACCAUGUCUGGGACUUCAGGUAGAGCGGUGCUCCCUCAACCUCCAACAAAAACUAUUGUUGUCUACAGGAAUGGGGAUGCUUUCUUUCCUGGACGAAAGUUUGUUAUAAAUCAACGACAGAUGUCAACGUUUGACAGCUUUUUGAGUUAUGUCACGCGUGGGGUUGAGGCCCCUUUUGGAGCGGUCCGAAAUGUUUACACUCCAAGGGAAGGGCACAAAAUCCAUGACCUCGUCAACUUGCAGCACGGGGAGAGAUAUGUUGCAGCUGGAGGAGAGCGUUUCAAAAAGCUUGAUUAUUACCAUAUAACAACGAAGAAACCACAGAAAAAGAAGAAUGAACAGAUCCGACCUGUAGUUCACAGUAGAAUAGUUGUUUCUGCUCGCUGGAGGAAAAUAAUAAACGAGUCAUGCACUAUCAAUGUUUUUACCAAUGGAGAUGUGUUGGUUCCUCCAGCUCGGAUACUGAUACCAAAGUAUACUCUCACAAACUGGGAAAGUGUCUUGGCCAUGGUGACCGAGAGGGUACAUCUGCGCACUGGUGCUGUGUACAGACUGUGCACAUUAGAUGGGACUACUUUACUUGGGCCAGUGGAGCUAGAGAACAACCAGUACUAUGUUGCUGUGGGAGCUGAGAAGUUCCGCUUCUUGCCAUACUUCCAGUGGGUCCCCAGCAGAGGAAUCAUCCAGGACAACAGCCAUCAUGCAGUCAACAAUGACAGUCUCCCAGUCCCUGUUCCCACAAGGAAAGGCAAACAUGCAAAAUUUGCUCACACAGGCUCUGGAGAUGACCUUGAGCACACAGCCAGGGGCCAUCCCAAGAACGCCACAGAGUCUUACUUCUACGCCAAGCCAGAGAAAGAGAGAGAGACAGCCAAACAACAGAGGCAGGUGUCCAGACUCCCACUUCUUUACACAACGGGCGAAGGCAGUGUGUUCCGUGCGAAAGACAAAAGAAGUGAAACUGUGGGAGCAGCUGAGGUCCAGGAAGAUGGUAGAGUGACGGUGGACCUGCCAAUUGACCAGGUUGAGGCCAAGGUAGUCCAGGAGGAAGAGCAGUAUGUCCGGAGGAAUUCCAGGCCGGCCGGUGAAACCCAGAGUCCCUACAAAGCCUUCCUCCAAGGCUCUGAUGCAUCCAGGAAGGCCUCGGCACCCUCGUCUGGUCGUGGGGAGUCAGGUAGAGGCACUGGUCUGACCAGCUCCAGAGACGGAGGACUAAAGUCACCUCUGGAACCUGAGCCACAGGAGGCUAAAGAGGAGGUGGAGGCGGUGUCGUCCUCAAAUCUGUGCGGAAUACGGUCACGGAUGUCCAAGUUCUUCAAGGAAAAAAGCAAAAAGUGACCAGCUCCCAGACCAAAAUGCCAUUUAUUCAGUCAGAGAUCCAGAUGGAGAUGAUGCUGUCAUGCUCUUUGCACCAACUCUCUCACCAAAUCCAGCAUAUGGAGAGUCGUAUAUGUUUUCAGCUGAAGCCACUCAUUGUCUUUGGUCUCUUCGGGGAAUAGUGCUGCAUCCUUACAGUAAAUAAAUACAUUGAAAUAUAUUGCAUACUGUAGAAGAGGAGGCCAUGCUAUGGAGUCAGUAUACUUAAUGUAAGCAACAGGGAUGAAGUAAUGUAGGGGCUUGGUUCAGGGGCACACCAACAACCAUUGUGGGCUGUUCAAUCUCCGUUAAUGUGGUCACACAGGUUUAAGUCAUUCAUCAGCCCCUAGGAUGAUGCAAUUAUUACCUUCUCCCUUUACUGAUGCUCCCUUUAUUUCAUGCAGAAAACAAUAUUUAUUGGCUACUGCGAUGCAUUCAUUUUCGACUGUGAUCUUGUACUAAAUCACCUUGUGUGUAACCUUAUAAUGAUAAUGAGCGCAUUGUCUAAUACCGUAGUCAUAUUACUCAUUUCUCCUCCCUCUGUAACGCUACACGCUAGCCGUAAGUCUGAUUUCUCAGGUCAUAUAUAGCUAUAUUUACUGUCACAGCUUACUUAAAUAAUCACUUGCACGUCGGAACACAUUAUGGCCCUCUGUCAAGGUAAUAUCACAUUGUCAACGCUGUUGGGAAGCAAAUAUUAAACCAUAGAUCAAUGUUUAACAAUUUAUAAAGGACUGAAUGCGAAUGUCACCGUUUCCAUUACUGGUGGCCUUUGGCUAUAUUAUAAUAAUUUAAUUCCGCAUAUCAGGGAAAAGCUUUUAUCAUUAUUGCUUUUUUUAUGUCUAAAAGGAUCAUGGCAACAUGUAUUAUGUACAGUAUGUCUGUUUAAAUGAGACAUGGCACUGAUUGAACAAUUGUGCCCCAUACCUUUGCACACAGUUGGCUUGUUGUCGGGCAGAGUAGAGUAGAUGGGACAUGGGAAUAAUGAUUUCCUUUGAUGUAUUGCCAUGUUGCUUGCAACAGUACAGGAUCUGCAGUUCCUACAGUAAAUUGAGUUUUCUGAUGUGCCUGGUGUUCCUACAGCCUUCUGGGCGGGUACGUAGUCUGUAAGGGAGUGCCUUGGGUAAUGUUUCCUUCCUGAUGGCCUGAUCCAAAUCCUAUACACCUGCUGUUGUUGUGCAUGAGUGGAGAGAAGCUCCUAUCCUCCCCUAUAUUCACCUCCUUAUCAUAGGUGAUCUCACUCUGGGCCCAAUGAACUACUUGUUGGAAAAUCCCUCCAUCCCUCCAUCCCUGAUCCUGAGUCAGGGGCCUGGUGGGUGCGAGGGGAGGCGACGCCCGCCAGUUUGCCCAUGGGAUCAACCAGGAUCAGCGGUUUCUGACUGGGCGCUCUGCCUGCUUGCCGCUGGGAACCUCCAAGUGAAUCUGAUUAGUUCUCUAUGGAAGAGGCGUUGGAGACGGGGUCAAAGCAUGGCAGCUCGGAUUACCUUGGAAGAAGAAGAGAAUGAGAAAGGUUUGAAAAAAAAGGCAUUUGUCUCUCUCAAACCCUCAAACAAGCGGUUGUGGGCUAACAAGGGGUACAAUUGACAGAUGUGGAGAGAAAUCUCAAUUUCCCCUGUCAAAUCAGCAUGAUACCUGGCCCCUGGAUUUAAUUGGUCGAGACACCUCACCUAAUCCCUGAGUCGGUCGGCUCCUUGGAACCUUGGAGCAGCAUGGCCCUUAAACUCCAUUCGUCAAUGAAGCAGACAAAAGAGUCAAAAGAGGGCCUCUGCUUUGAGCUCUAAUCCAAUUAGAAAGUUGAUAAGGAGCCUGAGUAGAGUUUCACGUUACUUAAAAGUGCACAUGAACUCUGGGCACCUCGGUGACCUUUGGUGACCUCAGAGAAUGGCAUCUUGAUAGAGGCACAGCGGGUCCCUUAUGCUGGAUCUUCCUCUGACCAGAGGAGGGGGUGUGAGAAGGAUGCUACAACAGCUGUAUUACCAUCCAAGCUAGGAGUGUUUCUAAGAGUGUUGAAGAGCUCCUGAUACUUGUGUAAUGGCACACUGUUUGUUUUUCACUUAAGUGCAAUUUAUUAUUUUUAAUACACUUAUGUAAAUACAACAAGACAACGGAGCCACUUUGGUGUUAAAAAAAUAUUUGUAUAGCACUUCAGGGAUUGUGUGUGUGGCUAAACUGAUUUAUUCAUAUUUCUUUCUAAACAGGGUUGUGAUUGCUUUAGGUGAUUACAUUGCAAGUAAAUGCAUAAAUAUUUAUUAUUGCUUUUAAGACAUUUUAAGCCUAUAUCACGCCUCAGGAGAAGACCCAGAUGCAGACAGUUUCAAAGUGACAAACGUUUAUUACAAAAACUGGAGGGCAGGCAACGAACAGGUCAAGGGCAGGCAGAGGUCAGUAAUCCAGAGCAGAAUCAGAAAGGUACAGGACGGCAGGCAUGCUCAGGGUCAGGGCAGGCAGAAUAAUCAAAACUGGGAAAGCUAGAAAACAGGAACUAGAGAAAGACAGGAGCAAGGGAAAAACGUUGAUAGGCUUGACGAAACAAAACAAACUGGGAACAGACAAACAGAGAACACAGCUGUAAAUACACUGGGGAUAAUGAGAAAGAUGGGUGACACCUGGAAAGAGGUGGAGACAAGCACAAAGACAGGUGAAACAGAUCAGGGUGUGACAGGCUAACCAUUCUCUCCAUUCAUAUUUAAAACUGGCAGGCGCUGCAUACAGUCAAAGUUAACACAAGACUAAAAAGUGUAACUUUUUGAUGUGAGAGUACUAUUCAAAUUAUCAUCAACUUGUUAUUAAGAUGUGUCAGGCCAAAGACCAUUGGCCCAAGAAAUAGUUCCUAAAUGUUUGGCUAACGGGGCACUUUCUGGGUCUCAUAAUAUUCUAUUAAGGAUUUGCGUCAAUUCAAAUCUGGUAUCAGGACAUAAUGUGAUUCAGAGUCACCGAAUAUACUUUAAGUAUUUUUAUUAAACUCAAUCGAUAAAUGGUAAAUGCAAUUUUCGUAUAUAAGGGUUCUCUGUAUCACCUCGCAGGGCAGAACAGAGAACUGGCAGGAUGUAAGUAAACAGCUGUUCUUAUACUGUGAUAGACGUAGUUCCAACCCGCCUGUUGGCCUAUCACAGUAGAGGCUGAGCGUGGUUUAAACUUGCUCAGCCUAUCGCCGGCGCUCAGGCUGGUCCCAGCCUCUUGGCACUCCUUGGUGUCCGGCGCUGUUGCUGUGUAGAUUACGCUCCCAAACCCUGGAGACUGAGGUCAGACAGUUCUGUAACAUUGUUUGAGCUAUUUGCACCUGCAUAGAAAGCAUACUGUUCUCGCUCAAGGUUAACCACAGCUUCUGAGCACACUAUCUGGGGCACAAUGUUACUUUCAGCACACACACACAGACACCCAGGCGCCCAGGCUAACAGUUGCUAAUAUUAUAUCACAUGUGAUAUAGUAUUGGGUUAUAGUGCAAUAAACACAGAUCCUCACAAUUCCCAUUUACAUUACACAUUGAAUUACAAGACAGAAUAUCUGUACUUUCGGUUUUGCUAAUUAGCACUCUGUGAUGGUUAAAGCAUGACUUGGGGCCUCUUGACUAAAUUACAUAGGCCUUCUUUAGGAUAAACAUUCCCAGUGUUUCUAACACAAGCCUAUAUUACGUGCAGGACAGCUGGUUGGGGAUGAGAAGGUAGUAGCUUGUUAGACAUGUAGCUGUUAGGGAUGUUUGGUGAUAUUUGUUUAGGGGUGUUUGGUUGUAGUUGUUUAGGGAUGUUAGGUGAUAGUUGUUUAGGGAUGAUUAGUGAUAUUUGUUUAUGGAUGUUUGGUGGUACAGUAGUUGUUUAGGGAUGUUUGGUGAUAUUUGUUUAGGUGUGUUUGGUGAUAUUUGUUUAUGGAUAUUUGGUGGUAAAGUAGUUGUUUAGGGAUGUUUGGUGGUAGUUUUUUAGGGAUGUUUGGUGAUAUUUGUUUAGGGGUGUUUGGUAGAAGUUGUUUAGGGAUGUUUGGUGAGUUGUUUAGGGAUGAUUGGUGAUAUUUGUUUAUGGAUGUUUGGUGGUAAAGUAGUUGUUUAGGGAUGUUUGGUGGUAGUUUUUUAGGGAUGUUUGGUGCUAGUUGUUUAGGGAUGUUUGGUGGUAGUUUAGGGAUGUUUGGUUGUAGUUGUUUAGGGGUGAUUGGUGGUAGUUGUUUAGGGAUGUUUGGUGCUAGUUGUUUAGGGAUGUUUGGUGGUAGUUGUUUUUGGAUGAUUGGUUGUAGUUGUUUAGGGGUGAUUGGUGGUAGUUGUUUUUGGAUGAUUGGUUGUAGUUGUUUAGGGAUGUUUGGUGGUAGUUGUUUUUGGAUGAUUGGUUGUAGUUGUUUAGGGGUGAUUGGUGGUAGUUGUUUAGGGAUGUUUGGUGCUAGUUGUUUAGGGAUGUUUGGUGGUAGUUGUUUUUGGAUGAUUGGUUGUAGUUGUUUAGGGAUGUUUGGUGGUAGUUGUUUUUGGAUGAUUGGUUGUAGUUGUUUAGGGGUGAUUGGUGGUAGUUGUUUAGGGAUGUUUGGUGCUAGUUGUUUAGGGAUGUUUGGUGCUAGUUAUUUAGGGAUGUUUGGUGCUAGUUAUUUAGGGAUGUUUGGUGGUAGUUGUUUAGGAAUGUUUGGUGGUAGUUGUUUAGGAAUGUUUGGUGCUAGUUGUUUAGGGUUGUUUGGUGCUAGUUGUUUAGGGAAGUUUUGUGCUAGUUGUUUAGGGAUGUUUGGUGCUAGUUAUUUGCACCCCUCUGAGAAUGGAGCUCAACAUAUAGCAGCCUUGGGGAUUUCCAUUUUGAAAUUAUGAAUAAUUUGACUUAAAUUGAAUUACUUACCACAAAAUCCACUGCUAUAGCUAUUGACAUUGCAACUAGUUAACUGUCAGGGUGACAUAGGGAAACACAUCUUAGUUGGUAGAGAAGGGAAUGGAAAGACACCCAUAUCAGCCAUGGUGAUUAUUUUCUUCAUCAGAACGACUGAGUAGGUGGCAUUUAUGACCUGCAUACAAAUACAAACAAGCUACCUCGGUAAACAAAAUAUAAUGGACCUCACAUUUCUGUUUAACACUGUUUCUAGAUGGAUCUCAUUUGUUAUGAUUUAAUUUAUGUGUGAAGACUAGAAUGCAAACCUAAAAAUUAUUAUUGGACAUAAUAGGCAUGCAAAUUGACUUUGGAGACAUGGCAACCCUCUUGGAUACAGCCUUGCAGCAGUACUCCAUUAGUACUGUAUUGUAUCACUCAUAGCCAUGUUUGAAUUCUAUUGUCCCUGUCGUUAUUGUUAUUAGCAUGCAUCUCUUCUAUUUAAUGUCUCUGUAUGCCACUGUGAUGAGAGGUAUAAUAAUUGUGCGCCAAUCCUUAAGAAAACUAACACCCUUCAUUAUUCUGGUAUUAUAGUUAUGCUGGCGAUUAACGCUUGACUUCACAAUUACAUACUUCAUUUGAUUGCUUUUAGCGGCGGGAUUCAAUAGGUUGUUUGCUAUCGACAUCAAGCAUUGCACAGCUAUGUAUUGAGAGGAGAGGCAAUGUCAAGGUUGAAUACUCUGCUAUCAGGAGUUAGGCUGCAACUACAAUGAAUUCAGAAAGUAUU
Molecule: messenger RNA, 7182 nt
Organism: Salvelinus fontinalis (brook trout)
Lineage: Eukaryota; Metazoa; Chordata; Actinopteri; Salmoniformes; Salmonidae
Product: doublecortin domain-containing protein 2-like
Exons: 13
Coding region: 280-1614 (444 amino acids)
Biological process (GO): intracellular signal transduction
Cellular component (GO): microtubule; microtubule organizing center
Source: RefSeq, a predicted model, not a curated record